Molecule: messenger RNA, 1722 nt
Organism: Nymphaea colorata (pocket water lily)
Lineage: Eukaryota; Viridiplantae; Streptophyta; Magnoliopsida; Nymphaeales; Nymphaeaceae
Exons: 9
Coding region: 506-1561 (351 amino acids)
Source: RefSeq, a predicted model, not a curated record
AAACCCCCUACGAAAGUUUACCUAAGCCACCAACAUCGACCAAUCUUCUCCCCAACACAUCGUUAUUGGUUUGGUUGACACAUAGAACAAAUCUUUCAACUCACGUGAAAGGACGUUUAGAAUUGAGACAGCGUCGGCACUUAAGACAGUCUUGAAGGCGGUGAGGAGUUCAAUACUUGAGAUGGAUCUCUGGGGGUGUCACGAGUCGAUAGCCCAGGUGCCUGAUUGCGCGCCUUUUAUAUAAGUUGCGCAUUUCGUGCUUUUGACGCUGAGAGGAAGAGGAAGAAGGCGGGAGAAACGAAGAAAAGUGACGCGACCAGAACGACGGAGUAGGAGAAGCAGAAAAAGAAGCGAGGGGGAGGGAGGUGGGGAAGAAGAUAGUGAGGAGACAGCGGGAAGAGGGAUUAAGAAGGAAAGAGAACGAGAAAGAUUCGGAGAAGAAGAAAGAAGAGCCAACAAGAAGGAGGAUCAUACGAAGUAGAAGAAAGGAAGAGAAGGUGGAGAAAUGGAGGCAUACAGGCCUCUUCCUUACUUGUAUCUUGGGAGUUUAUCCGUGUGGAUGGUGGUGGGGUUGUUGUGGACUGUCAAUACAUGGAGGAGACGACAUUUCCAGAAAAACCAUCUGCAGUGGAUACUUGCUUGUGUUCCUAUGAUCAAAGUUUCCCAGAUUGGACUCUCCUAUUUGUUUUGGUAUUCAUGCUUCAAUCUGCAGACUUGUUCUCUAUGGGUAUCGUUUGGGGUGUUUGUAACUGGAAUAUGCUUUCGUAUGGCUUGCUUUGUCUCAUUUCUCCUCAUUUCCCAUGGUUAUUGCAUAAUGUCUGAGCGGCUUUCAGUAGUUGAAUGGCGUCUUACUGCUAGCAUUGGAUUUUCGUUGUACCUGGCACUUGUUGGUUACAAAUCUGAGUUGCCUUACUUCACGGUCCUGCUGCUGCUUAUUUAUUUCAUGUCCUUUUACCUGAUAUUCCUCCACAUCUCUCAAAACCUUCUAGUGCUACGUCAACAACUAAACUUCUUGCAGUAUGAGGACAUUGAUAUCAUACAUGAUGCAGUUCAUACAAAAUACAUGAUGUUCACGAAGUUUCGGCGUGCAAUGCUAACAAUAGUUGUUGCAGAAAUUAUGCAGAUAUAUAUUGAUGCACAUUGGAUAGAAAAUAGUUUUUGGCUCCACCUGCUAAUUCGAGAGAUGGCAUUCUUUUGUAUACUUUUCUAUAUUGGAUGGACCUUUAGGUCACAGGAGGUGCCACUACAAUUCACCAUUAUGCCUCUGCUGAAGUUUGAGACAGAAAGGACUCUACCCCCCAUCUAUAGACUUGAAUUGAAUCCAGCAGAGUUUAAUAACUUGGAUCUCCAUGAAUGGCAUAUUGGAGUGCCGACUGGAUCUUCUGCAAAAUAUGGUGGAAACCCUCCAAACCAGUCGUUUGUUAUAGUGCAGCAUCCACAUGCAUCACACCAGUGCAGUUCCUUGACAACCAACCGAGAUAACCAGAUUUCUACUUGUUUCAAUCAAGACACUGCGUUCAUAGAUGAAAAAGCAAAGAACAAUUUCUCCAGAACUGCAUGAUAGUGUUACAAAUUUUUGUUCCAUGUACAUUGAUUCUGUUUUGCACAAAGAGCAAUUUCGGCAGUUCAAUUUGUGUAAUGUAAUGCUAUUAUUUAAUCUAAUGAGAAAUAUUUGUGCAAUAAAGUAUUGCUGAAUUUGUUCAAAAGAAAUAUAUGCUUUUU